Parus major (Great Tit) is the source of this 2781-nucleotide messenger RNA. It is a transcript of the gene FIGNL2, whose product is annotated as fidgetin like 2. Gene Ontology annotation, molecular function: ATP binding; microtubule severing ATPase activity; ATP hydrolysis activity. NCBI's taxonomy places the organism in Eukaryota, Metazoa, Chordata, Aves, Passeriformes, Paridae. The record is from RefSeq and is a predicted model, not a curated record. The transcript has a single exon. Bases 168 to 2342 code for a protein of 724 amino acids.
CUCAGUGGCCUUGAAGGGUUCCCCGACCUCAGAAUACCCCGAGCUGGCCAAAGGAGGUGCUGCCAGCCCAGGACAGGGCAGCACAGCAGGUUUUGGGGAUCCCUCGUGCACAAUUCCCGUUUCUCUGCUCUCACCUGCGCUCUCCUGUCCCCACAGCUCUGUCGAAGAUGCACUGGUCACCAGAGCAUGCCCAGUCCCUGAACCAGUGGCCGGAGCAGCACCUGGACGUCUCCUCCACCACCUCCUCGCCGGCCCACAAGCCCGAGCUGUACCCCAGCACCCGCCAGCGCUUCAACUACGCCUGGGCCAACGAUGACAUCUCGGCUCUCACGGCCUCCAACCUCCUCAAGAGGUACGCCGAGAAGUACUCGGGGGUGCUGGACGCGCCCUACGAGCGCCCCACGCUCGCCGGCUACGGGGACGGCGCCUUCGGCCCCGUGAACGGCCAGAAAGGGGACGGGGAGCCCUGGCCGGGGGGCUCUGACGGCUCCUACCCGCUGGCCCCCAUCGCCGAUGGCCUCGCCAAGGGCUCGGUGCCCCCGGCCGUGCCCGCCGGCAGCGGGGCCAUGGGGCUGGGGGGCUCCCCGGUGCUGCCCAACCUCAGCGAGCCGGUGUACGCCGCCGGUAAUUCCUGCGGGGCGGCCGCCGCCGGCUCCGGGCAGCUCGGGGCGGCUCAGGAGUAUCCCUCGGCUUACGGUGGCACCUAUUUGCCCUCGGGCUACUGCACCCAGCCCGCGGCGGCGCUGCCCCCGCCGCAUCCCCCCGCCCUGCACAGCUCGGGGCUCCUGCAGCCGGCGCACCCCUCGCCCGCCCUGGUGCCGGGUUACGGCUCCUCGGGCCCCGUCUACAACUACACCGCGGGCAGCUACGCUCCUCAGCCGGGCUACGGGGGCAUCCACCCUCCGCACCCCUCGGCAGCCUCCUACCUGCCCUCCGGCAUCGCCGCGCCCACCCCCAUCCCGGCCCCGCCGCCCCCCGCCCGCCCGCCGGGGGUCCCUGGCUACGGCUACCAGGGGGCUGCGCUGGGCUCGCUGGCCGUGCCGCCCCUGGGCACCGAGGCGGCGGGCACGCUGAAGAGAAAAGCGUUCGACAUCGGCGGGGAGGAUGAGGGCGAGGGCAGGUACAGGAAAUACAGCUACGAGCAGCCAAAGUCCCCGUACCCCCUGUCGGACAACGGCGAGUGCCGGGGGAACGGCUUCGGCGGCGGCGGCGGCGACUCCCCGCAGGUGCCCUUCAAGGCCGGGAAGCCACCGGCGGCUGGAAGCGCCGAGGAACACGGCGGAAAGUACGGCGGGCAGCAGAUGAAGGGCAUGGCCUCGCCACCCUACGGCUCCAGGGACGCUGCCCUGCGGCCGGCAGAGCCCUUCGAGAAGUUCAGCCCCCCUCUGGCCAACGGGGAGCGCACGGCCGAGCCGGGACCCCCCUUCCCGCUGCGGCUGCCCCCCAAAGCUCUGGGCUUCGCCCCGCUGGAGGAGCAGCCCAAGAACGUCGACCCGCUGGUGCUGGAGCUGGUGAACACCAAGGUGGUGGAGCGGGGGCCGCCGGUGCAGUGGUCGGACAUCGCCGGGCAGGCGGGCGUCAAGGCGGCCAUCGAGGAGGAGCUGCUGUGGCCCAUCCUGCGGCCCGGCUCCUACAGCGGCGCCAGCCACCCGCUGCGGACCCUGCUGCUCUUCGGGCCCCGCGGCACCGGCAAGUCGCUGCUGGGCCGCUGCGUCUCCACCCAGCUGGGUUCCACCCUGCUGCGCCUCAGCGGCGCCGCGCUGCUCUCCACCUGGAAGGCCGAAGCCGAGAAGAUCCUCCAGACCGUGUUCUUGGUGGCCAGCUGCCGCCAGCCCUCCGUGGUGCUCAUCACCGAGGCCGACUCCUUGCUGGCGGCACGACCGGGCGAGGACGGCGGCCAGGCCGGCGUCCUCAAGUCCCAGCUCCUCUCCUACCUGGACGACGUGGCUACCUCAUCCGAGCAGAACGUGGUGGUCAUCGGCACCACGGCGCGGCCCGGCAGCAUCGACGAGGCGUCGCACCGGCGCUUCGGCACGCGGCUCUACAUCCCGCCGCCGGACGGCGAGGCGCGGCGCCAGAUCCUCCGCCAAGCCCUGGCCAGGCAGAGCUGCUGCCUGAGCGAGCGCGAGCUGGCGGCUCUGGCCCAGCGCACCGAGAGCUUCUCCUGCGCCGAGCUGCUGCGGCUGUGCCAGCACGCCGGGGCCGCGCGCCGCGCCCUGCCGGGACCCCCGACCUCCUACCAGGACCUGGAGAAAGCUUUGUGCAAGGUGCGCCCGGGCGUGUCCCAAAAGGAGCUGGACUUGUUCCUGGACUGGGAUAAGAUGUUCGGCACCCGGCACUGAGGGGUCGGGGACACCCGGCGGGGUUGGGGACACCGGUGACGCCGGCCCAGCCUCACCUUUCCUAUUUCGGACUCAUCCAGGGAUUUUUUCCAGGCUGGUUUUUUUGCUCUUUUUGGGGAGCCUCGCCCACGACUCAGGAUAACCUAUUUAUUAUUUUCCCGACCCUCCGUCCCUGGAUCGGCGAUGCCGGCGGGGCCGGAGGCGCCCCGGGAGAUUUUCCGGCAUCGGGAUCCGCUCCGGCGUCGGAUUCAGGAGCUUCCCCCCAUCCACCCCAAAGCUUUAGUGUUGGUUUUUAAUUUUGGGUGGGUUUUGUUUUGGUUUUUAAUUGCUUUUUUUUUUUAAUUAUUCCCAACAAAAAUACCUCGGGUGUCUUUGGAGCCCCUUCUCACCUGAUCAGGGAAAGGGGAGAUGCCCAAAACCAGGGAUUUUCAGCCCAAAA